UAGGGUUAUUGGAAUCUCUGUUGUAACUUGUGCGGAAAGUUAAUAUCCUUCUACCUCAAAUCUUUUUUUGAAAAAAUUUUAUUAAUUCUUCAACAUGACAAACCAAGAAAAAAGACGAAAAUUUUUAUUAGAUUGUUUCACAGAAGACGGUUGGUUUUACAUUGUAAAGAAAAAGGCAAUAUUAGUGACUGAUGACUCUGAUUUAAAAAUCGGAGCAAAAGUCCAAUUUACGUACACCGAUAAUGAUAAACAGCAAAAAAUUAGAAAGGGAAAGAUAAUUAUGGAAUCACAAAGUGAAGAAAUUUUAGAUAAAGAGAUGAACAAGAGGAUAGAUGAAAUUGAAGAAAAUAAUAUUACAAGAGAUGAAACUAUAGAAAAAGAAAAGUUGGAGUAUGAGCUAAAAAGAACAAAGUUCAUUGAAAGAGCAAGAGAGGGGAAUGUUUAUAUGGCAUUACAACUCCAACAAGAUUUAAAUGUGGAAACAAAAGAAGAUUUAAUAAAUAGAGUUUCCAACGUCUUAACAGUAAAUAAAGAUAUUAAUGAGGCACUUACAUAUAUUGAAAAGGACCUGCAAGGAUCAAAUAUUCAAUAACCUUAAACUAAGGAGAAGAAGGAUUCUUAAUCGCAUUUCGACAAAAUAAAUAUUUGAGACUGAAUAUAUUUAAAGUUCGAUAUAACUAACACCUAAAUUGUAUUUAAUAUUUAAUAAAAAAAAUGUUUGAUUAGUUUAAUAAAAUCUAAGUCUAUAGCCA
Molecule: messenger RNA, 752 nt
Organism: Leptopilina boulardi
Lineage: Eukaryota; Metazoa; Arthropoda; Insecta; Hymenoptera; Figitidae
Exons: 3
Coding region: 95-592 (165 amino acids)
Source: RefSeq, a predicted model, not a curated record